Messenger RNA from Dictyostelium discoideum AX4, 1170 nucleotides. RefSeq lists its product as hypothetical. Bases 1 to 1170 code for a protein of 389 amino acids. The transcript is spliced from 3 exons. The record is from RefSeq and is a predicted model, not a curated record. NCBI's taxonomy places the organism in Eukaryota, Evosea, Eumycetozoa, Dictyosteliales, Dictyosteliaceae.
AUGACAAAUACCAAUAACUACGAUGAAGAAAAAGAUGAAGAUGGAGAAAAUGAUGACUUAUUAAAUUAUAUUAUAAAUGGAUUAAUAUUUGAUAUUGAUAAAUUAGAAAAAGAGAUUAUUGAAUUACAAGAAACUAAAACAUCCACAACUCCAGCUUCAACAACACCAACUUCAACAACACCAAGAUCAAAAUCCUCAUCGGACUUACAACAAUCAGAAUCCCACCAACAACAACAACAACAACCACAAAAUAAAUCACAAACACCAAACUAUAAAGAAGAAUUAAAUAAUGUUACAAAUUUAAUAAUACAAGAAUUUGAACAAUCUAAAAUUUCAUCAUUAGCAACCAAUAAUAAUAUUAAUAAUAAUAAGAGGAUAACAAUACCUGAUAAUCAUUCAAAUAAUCCUGAUAAACUAUUAGAAAUUCAAUUAAUUAAUAAAAUAUUUGAUAUAAGUAAAGCAUUUGAUGGUAAAUCAAAUAAUUUAGUCUCCUCUUUUCAAAAUUGUACAAAUAAUAAUAAUAAUAAUAAUAAUAACACUGACAACAACAACAAUAACAAUAUUUCAAAUAAUAAUAAUAAUAACAAUGUUCCGACAUUACAACCACUAUCUUUUAAUAAUAGAAAUAAUUUAGUAAAUGGUAAUAUUAGUAGCAGCAGUAGUAGUAAUAGUAGUAAUAAUAAUAUUGGUAGUAGUAAUAGUAACAAUGUAACAAUAGGUAGUUUAAGGGAUUUGAAUAAAAUUCAACCACAAAGUUUAAAUGAAUUUGGUGAAUGGAAAUCAUUAAUUGAUGAAGAAUUAUCAGAUCUCUAUACAUUGGUUAAAGAAUUAAAACGUAAAAUACCUUCAAAUACUAGAACAACAAGUUCUAAUAAUAUAACUGAUUCUCCUGUGUCUAAAGGUAGAAAUAAAGAUUUAUAUUUGUAUAAUAAUACUUUUACAAACAUUUUACAAUUAAAAAAUGAUUUAGUAUCAAUGAUCCAAAGUCCAAUGUUCAAAGAUAAUGAAUAUAAUAAACAUAAUAUUGGUAGUGAUUCAUAUAGUAGUAAUAAUAAUAGUAAUAAUAAUUUAUCAAAUCUUAAAGAUGAUGGAACCUCAACAAAUACAGCGGGUGGUGGUUCACCAAAUAAAAAGAGUGUAAAACAAUUAGUAUUAUUAUUUUCCCCAUAA